UUUCAAACGCAACUACAGCAACUCAAACCUUGUGAAACUUGGUUCGAAUCAACCAUCCGCAACACCAUACAAGUUGCAACAUAAUUGGCCAAACACCAAGUUUCAGCGACAAGACACCAAAGUUGCUGGCCGCAGUGCAGAAGUCCAAUCGCGCACAACACGAAGACAGUCUGCAGCAGUCGAGCGAAGUGAAUAAACGUGUUAAGCGGAUUGCGCACAAUCGUUGGCGGUUUAAGCGCAAGCAAAUUGUACGGGCUGUGGCAACACAAGUAACGAGUAAAGUUAAAACAAGAUAUACGGGGUGAACGAUUUACGAAAAAUAAACAAGCGUUAACAUAAAAAAAAAAUUACUAUAAUUGAGUUGCCAGUCGAAUUUUUUGUGCAAAAUUAAAAGUAGUGUAGUUCAAUUGGCUUGUGUCGCUUUGUAUGUUUGCAACCGAUGCAACGACAGACUGUGUGCGCGCGCAGCAGCAGUUGGGCAUGCUCCGUCGAGUGGGACGGUCGUUAGUCGGCUGCCAGAACGAGAACUUAAGUAAAAGUCGAACGCCUAGCGCGUGUGUGAAUGUGCCAAACGAAAAUGUGUGCGAAACAGCGCGGCAUGCCAUAAAGAAGAAAGUGACUAGCCGCCAGACGGUUGAAACGACAAAGCUUAAGAUGAGGCCUGCAAUAAAUGUAGUGCCGCGUCGCGGUUCAUGGCAGCGCUCCAUAUGGCCCAUGACCUUGCUAUGCUGGUGUUUUAUAAUAGUUAAUUCGCCAGCAAAAGGGCUGAACUACGACGCUGACACGACCGCUGAGUUGAACACACAAGCCGGGGCUCGAGCGAUGGGUCUUUAUGGAACUCGCGAACCGCGUUUCGGUGAUCGUUUACUACCAUUGCGCAAAAAGACCGGUGCAAUAGUAAAUGUGGCGGCGUCCAGCCAAAGGCAAGCGAAUAGUGUUUUGAGUAAAAGUAAUUAUGUGGUUAGUUACGCGAGUGUUAAUACAAAUAACGCGACCUCAAGUGGGAAAGUUAUGGCACGUGCCACAAAUACAAACACGACUGCUGACGUGAAUGCAUCGCCUAAUAAUAGUGUCGAUGUGACAAGCGAUGUGAGUGAUAGUGUUGAACCCAAAACUGAUUUGUAUACAAUGGAAGUCCAUCAUGCUGAUUAUACAGAUCCUCCAACGACCGUACAACGUCGUGGCAAACAGUUGAGUCGACGCGAAGAUACCAAUAUCGGUGGACUUUUACUAGACUCGACUACCUUCAGUAGUAAGGACACGAAUAUUUCGAAAGCUGAUCGCUUGGUAGUCAUGUCCACCGAGUUCUUUGUAGUACCAACAAGCACACCACUACCAAAGCACGUGCACACUUCUGGAGCGCCAGUACGCACAGGCGCUAAGGCAGCAGUUCUGCCUGAUUAUAUACAGCCACCCUACACGGGUGUACCGACUGCUGGACCACGUUCAGUUUUAAUUGUAGCGCCGCGGCCAGUAAAUACCUCAAAUGCAGCGAAUACAGUCAGCGCGGGUUUGCCUCCAUCCAUAAUGCCCACACAUCUGCCAUUCACAGGCCUGCGCAAGGAGCCUUGGGUGGUGCCCGUGUUGGUGUUGGCAGCUCUCACAAUGCUAAUGAUGACAGCUUUUGAGAUUUUCGUGCUGUUCAAGGCAUGGCGUACGUCACCAUCGCGGCGUCAUCUCUUUCUUGGUCAGAUGCUACUGUUAGGACUUUUCGCUUGUGCUGGGCUGGGUGCCGUAUUAACAGCACAGCCCUCACUGCUCAGCUGUGGCACAAUACGUUUCGGCGUGGGUGUUGCGUACGCGCUUGUUUUUGCCGCGCUACUCGUCAAGUGCGUUUUCCUCAUUAGUCUGAAUGGCGGCGUGUAUCUGCCUGCACCCUACCAAGGUUUAUUGUUGCUUUUCGCCGUGCUCAUACAAGUAGCCAUAGGCACACAGUGGCUACUCACACAACCUCCGGAGAUUUACACCCAAAGUGUACCGAUACUUGGCAAUAGUCUGUUGGCUCCUACUAUAGCGUCCAGUGGCGCCACAUCUGCGGCACAUACCUUUGCAGCGCUUUUUCAACCUCAUAUCGCCACACCCACCGACGGUCCAUCCACAGCAGCGCUCGGCUCCAGUCUCGGCUCGGAUCUAUAUGCGCGUAUCACUGCUGCUGGUACGAUGCUGAUACCGCUAUGCAAAACACAAUUUUCGGAGCUGCUCUUCUCGCUCAUCUACAUUGUCUUCCUGAUUGUGUUCGUCGCUGUGUUGGCCAUCAAAUCGCGCGGCAUACGUGACAAUUAUCGCGAGGCCACCUACAUUGGUUUGGCGAUCGGUGGCGCUAUACCCAUUUGGUUGGGCUGGAUGUUGUGCGGACUGGCGGUGGCGGAUCGCCAUAAGGAUGCUUGUAUCGCUUUUGGACUGAUAGCGACAUCAGCAACUGUCUUUCUAGUUAUGUUCAUGCCGAAAGGCAGACAGCUGGCGGCCAUGGGCAAGGAGGGCCUAUACGUGGAAGAUCGUGAGGAGCAGUUCAGCUCUCUGAGUCGUGCUGGCUCCGGUUACUCACCCUCAUUCUUCCACUUUAAGCCGAUCAAGUACGGAGUAAUGGGCGGAGGUAUGCAGAAUUCGGCAACAAAUACGGGGAACGGCGCCAGUAUGAAGCACUGCUCAAAUGGUCUAGGAGGAGGCGGAGGAGAUCGCGUUGCCUUGGUCACCGCUGCACCACCGAGCUACACACGUAUGUAUCACUAUUUUCCAGCACAUUUAUCAGCGCACCCGUUUUGUUUUUAUCCACAACCACCCCCACCACCACCGCCACCACCAAUUCCACCGCCAACGUUGACACAAUUGCCCUCACCACCGACACUCAAACAAUUGGGCAACUCCCUAUCGUCAAUGACACAAGCACAUAUCGCACAGACACUCCGGUAUCCAGGUAAGGUUUAUUUAUACGACCCGAUGAGACCAAUCUUUACACGACGUUGGAACCAACACUAAGCAGUAAUCCGAACGUGUACUUCCAACGCGGCGGUGCCGUACAUCCGGGCAUGAUGUAUUAGGCACAAGCAACGAACUCCAUGCGAACGUUUAAAAAUUCACAGCGACACAAGUGAAUUGAGAAAGAUGACAUUGACUGCUGGUAGUGGUGACAAAAAGCCGCGCGACAGUCGAGCACUGAGCAACUCAAAGUAUAAAAGUAUAACUUAAUGCAAUACGAAACGCUAAGCUAAGUUACAAACUGAAAAUAAAUUUUAUUUUUUAUUAAGUUAGAAUUAUAUGAAAAUCAAUUUUAUAGCACAUAAGUCCAACACCUAAAGUUGUAAGAACUCCACACGUGCACAUUUGCUCCCAGGGAGUGUAUUUUAUAUAAGUAUUACUUAAGCUUAGUUGUACUUAAGCGCUUAAGCAAAAACGAAAGGAAAAAUAUAUGAGUAAGCAUAAAUGAGGAAGCGAAAGCGUUACGAUAAUAGAUUUAUGAAAACAAACAAUUGGUUUGUAAAAACUUAAGCCGUAUUUCAUAAGCGACCACAGGCAUAAAAAAUAAACUAAGCGAUUUAAGAAACGAACACUCAUAGCACAUUAAGCGCAAUUAAUGCUAGAAUUACUUCGUAUUGUAUAAUUAUAAGCUAGAGAACAUUAGCGGCACAACAUCUUCAUAUAAGGAAGUUAACAAAACACAGUUUUAGAAAUGAAAUUACGCUCACUUCAUAUUUCCACAAUUUGCACGCGAUUUUCAACGCGCCAUCCAAUUAGUGAUGGGCGAUUAAUUAAUAAACGCUCAUUGCAGAGUGAGUUCGUGUUAUUACAGCGGCGCGCGGAACGAGAAGCUUAGGAUAAACGCAUGGCGGCGCGAUAGGCUGAAGGGCGUUGAGAGCAGAAACAAAAAAAAAAUUGAAACAAGCGCCUAGGCGUUGCACGAGAUAUGCUCCGCUAAACGCUCAGCUUAAGCAUCAACUGCUGCCGUACGCGCCGCAGUGAAAGUGAUACGUUGCGUAAGUCGACGGCCGACAGUCGAAGGCAAACAAAACUGUACAAAGGAAAAAGCAACUGUAAGCCGAAGAACUGUUGAAUGAAGUGCUUUCGGUUUUUAUUUUGAUUGCCAAUUUCUAAAUACACUCGCCAAACAACAGCUCAGACAUGUGCUUUGUUGGCAUUUUAAUAACAAUCACGUUUUUUUAUUUGUGUCUUGUAUGCCUCGCAUCUCGCUGCCGCGCAUAAGUAGGCUUAUGCAGCGCCGCCAAAUGCGCAGUGAGCAUGCGCAGUAUUCGAGUGCGGUGCACUUGAAGUAUAACGAAAGAAAUACACGCAUUUUUGUGGUGGCUUUCAAUAAAUUUUUUGCGCAGCUUAAAUUAGUUGAAAGCAUUAAAUUUUGAUUUUCGAUUUUUAGCUUAAGUACCAAUGCACUUACGUAAGUUUAAGUCUACUUUUAAUUGCUAGCAAUUACAUGUAAAUAAACGAUAAUAAUAAUAAUUACAAAAAUAAUAACAAUAACGUGAAAGUAAGAGCAGUAACUGUAUGUUUAGUGUUAAGCAAGUCUCUUAAUAUUUACUUAUGUAUUACAAUAAGCGCUUCCAUACUCGUAUAUUUGUGUGUUUUUCUUUAAGUAUUAAUGGUAAGCAUGUAAGUGAUGAAAUUGUGUAUUUGUAAGUAAUUCGCCGACUUGUCAAUACGAAUCUUUUAUACUGUGACAAUGUAUGAAAAGAGUAAAAUUUUAAAUAAAAUACUUAUAUCGAGUUAACAGAAA
This is a messenger RNA of Bactrocera oleae (olive fruit fly), 4723 nucleotides long. RefSeq lists its product as uncharacterized. Gene Ontology annotation, cellular component: plasma membrane. The record is from RefSeq and is a predicted model, not a curated record. Gene Ontology annotation, molecular function: adenylate cyclase inhibiting G protein-coupled glutamate receptor activity. Lineage: Eukaryota; Metazoa; Arthropoda; Insecta; Diptera; Tephritidae. Gene Ontology annotation, biological process: G protein-coupled receptor signaling pathway.